Molecule: messenger RNA, 1116 nt
Organism: Australozyma saopauloensis
Lineage: Eukaryota; Fungi; Ascomycota; Pichiomycetes; Serinales; Metschnikowiaceae
Product: TFIIH complex kinase subunit
Exons: 1
Coding region: 1-1116 (371 amino acids)
Biological process (GO): regulation of transcription by RNA polymerase II; regulation of cyclin-dependent protein serine/threonine kinase activity
Cellular component (GO): transcription factor TFIIK complex; nucleus
Molecular function (GO): cyclin-dependent protein serine/threonine kinase regulator activity
Source: RefSeq, a predicted model, not a curated record
AUGACAAUUCCAGCUACAACUCGGCCCAAGGCCUCAGAAUCCGGCAAAUCCUCUAAAGAUGGCUCGCUCACGCCGUCAGAGAAGAAAUAUGUCUCGUCAGAUGACUUGUACCGGCACUCAUCUCAGUAUAAUCUCUGGUCCUUUACUCAAGCACAGUUGGACGAAAUGCGCCGUGCUGCCAACGAAAAAGGACGAAAAGCUGCAUUGCAACGCUUUGAAGCAGCCCGGAGCUCCGCAGAAGCUGAAAAUCCCGCUGUUUUUGCGGCUCAUGGCGAAGAAUUGACCUCCAACAUGUUAGAACUUAUAACGUACGAAGAAGAACAGGUUUUCCUCCGAUUCAUAUGUCUGCAAAUCAUUCAGAUUUGUGCACAUUUCAAUAUGCCUACACAAGUGCGUGCCACAGCAAUGUCGUUCUUCCGCAAGUUUUACCUAGUCCAUUCUGUGAUGGAGUAUAGACCCAAGAAUGUAGCCUACACGAUUGUCUUUCUAGCGGCCAAGCUGGAGAAUUACUUCAUCCUGAUUGAGUCUUUCUGCACACGGAUCCCGAAAACAAAGGCUGCCGAUAUCUUGGGUCUAGAGUUUGAAGUAUUGCAGACACUUCAAUUCACCCUCCUAGUGCAUCAUCCAUUCCGGCCAUUAUGGGGCUUUUUCUUGGACUUCCAGCUGGCGCUUCUCCAUCCAUCGCCAGUUAUGUAUGAUGUUUCGGUAGAUACGAUCGGCAAGCUCUACGACCAAGCGAAAACGUGGCUAAACGAGUAUGCGUUGCUCUCAGACGCUCCGUUCAUGUUCACGCCUCCUCAAAUUGCCUUGGCGGCAUUCUAUGAUUGCGACAAACGUAUCACUGAUCGGUAUUUACGUCUGAAGUACCUUUCGGAGGGGCCAGACUCGAUGGAAACGAUUGCAGAAGAAGAGGAGGAUCCUGCUGUAUCCAAGCACAAACAGACGCAAAAAGAGCAGUAUGAUAUUCUUGUGAAGACACUAAAAAGGUGCAUUGUUGUGGCUAAACAAGAAUUGCCGACAUCAAGAGAGGAAAGCGCCAAGAUCGACGAGCGGUGCUUUUUCAUAUUGAGCCCGCAGAAGCUUUUGAAGAAGAAGAUCAAGGCAUUCAGUGCAUAG